Molecule: messenger RNA, 1294 nt
Organism: Cercospora beticola
Lineage: Eukaryota; Fungi; Ascomycota; Dothideomycetes; Mycosphaerellales; Mycosphaerellaceae
Gene: IST1
Product: Ist1p
Biological process (GO): protein transport
Source: RefSeq, a predicted model, not a curated record
ACACCACGACACAGCCAUCGCCAUGGCACCUGCAUCGACGCUGGUGAAUAAGAUCAAGGUGCAGCUCAAGUUGAGCAUUGCACGCACUCGCAUGGUGCAGCAAAAGGAUACGGCUCUGGCGAAGCAGCAGCGCAGAGAAAUGGCCCAGCUGCUGGAGCUGGGCAAGAUCGAGAGUGCGAAGAUCCGCGUCGAGAACAUCAUCCGCUCCGACCUGCAUACAGAACUGCUCGAGGUCAUGGAGCUGUAUUGCGAGCUACUCACUGCACGAGCUGGACUUAUGGAAGCGAAAGAGUGCGACCCCGGGCUGGAAGAGGCUGUGAAGAGCAUAAUCUAUGCGGCGCCGAAGAUUGAUGGAGUCAAGGAGCUGAGCAUUGUGCGGCAACUGUUGGCGGAAAAAUAUGGCAAAGAGUUCACGUUACAGGCAAUGGAGAACAAAGAUGGCAAAGUGCCAGAACGGGUGCUGAAAAAGACGAGGGUGGAGCCACCCGCUCCGGAGCUCGUGGAGGCAUAUCUCUCUGCCAUUGCGGACGCAUACGGGAUAGACUAUCCACCGGGCACGAAAGCUGCACGAGAGGCCGAGCAAGCGGCCGACGACGAAGAGGACAAUGACGACGAGGAUGACAAUCCAUCCGGCGGCCAGAAGGUCAAGGCACUUGCGGAGCCGCUCACGACGGAAGAGCUCAGCAAAGCAACUCCCCCGCGGAACCUGGGACCGAAGAGCCCUGUUUCAGUCAUGCCGCCUUCGCCCAGCACGGACAACGUACGACCAAAGGUCAAUUUGCCCGGGGCACCCGAUUUGACGCCAUCGAAGAAGAUGACGGAUAAGCUGAAUGGCGCCAAGAAAGACAAUGGACCCGGCGGAAAGAUUCCAGAUAUCGACGAGCUGCAGAAGAGGUUUGCAUCGCUCAAACGAUGACGAAAGUAAUAGUCCCACCCAGACUACGAAUUCAACGAUAUGAUUCACGACUACCACGACCAUUACGAAUGCCAGAACGGCUACUCCCAGCGCACCUACGAGGACGAUCGCGCACCUGGGUUGGCGCAUCUAUAGCUUGCUCCACGGCGAGAUGAUGGCCCAGGACAAUCACGUGCUCCACCGUCAGCAAUAUCAAUGCGGUUGACUGCAAAGGAUGAGCUCUCUGCCAGUUCACUGCACAACGGCUUGGGGGCGCAAGUCGGCAUCUCGCCAGCUUUGACAUCCCUGGGCCGGUGCGAACAUCGGCGCGCUCGGUUUCACUCCUCAUGAUACCCGGCUCCAUCUCGCAGGCCAGGGCUCACCAGCGGCUCGAUCCCU